Messenger RNA from Ochotona princeps (American pika), 2910 nucleotides. It is a transcript of the gene ZDHHC18, whose product is annotated as zinc finger DHHC-type palmitoyltransferase 18. The record is from RefSeq and is a predicted model, not a curated record. Gene Ontology annotation, biological process: peptidyl-L-cysteine S-palmitoylation; protein targeting to membrane. The transcript is spliced from 8 exons. Lineage: Eukaryota; Metazoa; Chordata; Mammalia; Lagomorpha; Ochotonidae. Bases 111 to 1256 code for a protein of 381 amino acids. Gene Ontology annotation, cellular component: endoplasmic reticulum; Golgi apparatus. Gene Ontology annotation, molecular function: protein-cysteine S-palmitoyltransferase activity.
CGAGCGAGCGCCGCUGCUGCCGCCGCCGCCACUGCCGCUGCUCGGCCCGGUCCCCGAGCGGCCCGGCCGGUCCGCGGGGCGCGGAGUGAGGCCUCCCCGCGGCCGGCCGCAUGAAGGACUGCGAGUACCAGCAGAUCAGCCCCGGGGCUGCCCCGCCACCCGCCUCCCCCGGGGCGCACCGCCCCGGCCCCGCCGCGCCCCUCGCCCCGGGCCCCGGGCCCGCGUCCGUCGCCCCCGCAGCGCCGCGCUGGAGCUGCAGCGGCAGCGGGAGCCUCGGCCGCCGCCCGCGGCGCAAGUGGGAGGUGUUCCCGGGCCGCAACCGCUUCUAUUGCGGCGGCCGCCUCAUGCUGGCCGGCCACGGCGGCGUCUUCGCGCUCACGCUGCUGCUCAUCCUCACCACCACCAUCCUCUUCUUCGUCUUCGACUGUCCCUUCCUGGCCUGCCAGCUGACCCUGGCCAUCCCCAUCAUCGCUGCCAUCCUCUUCUUCUUCGUCAUGAGCUGCCUGCUGCAGACAAGCUUCACCGACCCUGGCAUCCUUCCCCGGGCCACGGUCUGUGAAGCGGCCGCCCUGGAGAAGCAAAUCGACAACACAGGCAGCUCCACGUACCGGCCGCCCCCUCGGACACGAGAGGUGAUGAUCAAUGGACAGAUGGUGAAACUCAAGUACUGCUUCACCUGCAAGAUGUUCCGGCCACCCCGGACCUCCCACUGCAGCGUCUGCGACAAUUGCGUGGAGCGGUUUGACCAUCACUGCCCCUGGGUGGGCAACUGUGUGGGGAAACGGAAUUACCGCUUCUUCUACGCGUUCAUCCUUUCCCUCUCGUUCCUGACGGCCUUCAUCUUCGCCUGCGUGGUCACCCACCUGACGCUGCGCUCUCAGCGAAGCAACUUCCUCUCCACUUUGAAGGAGACACCAGCCAGCGUGCUGGAGCUGGUCAUUUGCUUCUUCUCCAUCUGGUCCAUCCUGGGCCUCUCAGGGUUUCACACAUACCUCGUCGCCUCCAACCUGACGACUAAUGAAGAUAUCAAAGGCUCGUGGUCCAGCAAGAGGGGCGGUGAGGCCUCUGUCAACCCCUACAGCCAUAAAAGUAUUAUCACCAACUGCUGUGCCGUGCUCUGUGGCCCCCUACCCCCCAGCCUAAUUGACCGGAGGGGAUUUGUGCAGCCGGACACCGUGUUGCCCUCGCCUGUCAGAAGUGAUGAGCCAGCCUGCAGAGCCAAGCCUGAUGCCCGCAUGGUAGGAGGCCACUCCUGAGAGGGGCUCGAUACUUGCCACGUGCUGGUCUGUCCACCCCUCUGCACUCACCCGCUCUCCACACCUGCCGGGACCCUUCCCAUUCCAUCUAAGAGAAGCAGAGCUGCCAGAGACUCAAGUCAUUUCGUAUUUAUUUCCUGCCCUGCGUGGCUUUCCUCCAACUGCCGUGGCUGUACCCUCUGCUCCCCAAGUCCAGGUUCCUGCUGCCGAGGGGACCAUGCCAAGUCCCUGCUUGUGUGAGUGAGGGUGCAGACUGAGCGCGAGGCCUCCCAGUGGGGGGCACUGCUUGGGCCUGUGGUGAUGCAGGACUGCAGGGCAGGAAGUCCCCUCCCCACCCCCCCCGGGAGCUGCUUUGGUUAGGGGCUCCUGCGCUCACUUCUCAUGGGUGCUCAUUUCUCCUGGUAGGUUGUUUAUUUCUCCUGGUAUGGAAUUGGCCAGUAGGAAUAGUGCUGGGGUUCAUUAGAGGGAACAGGGUUGGGGAAGGCCAGGAGACAGCAUGUGUCACAGAAAGCCCAGCCGGGCACCCAAAACUCCACUCUCUGUACACCCUCCCAUUCGAGGGGGGGACUUUCUUAAGGGACCCCAGCCAUUACCUCCUAACCCCAUACUUCCCACCUAAGUAAGGACUGGGGCAGGGUAGUUUAUAUUCUUACUGGCAAUACUUGAAGUGGGUUUACUAAUGCUGGGUAUUUUGCACAAUUUUAUAGAGCUUUUUUUCUACAUAGCAUUUUUUUAAAGUGGAAGGAUAAGACAGUUAUAUUGCUAUUGCUGUAGUGCCAGGCAAAGGCUUGUCGAAAGGCUGGCUGGUUGUCGUAAUUUAUUAUAGGAGACCUGGCUGUGAAAGAAGGGGCGUAUGUGUGGGUAUGUGUAUGUGCACAUGUGGUCACAUGUGCCGUUGUACAAGUGUGACUGGCUCCCAUAUUCCCUGGGCUGCCCCACCCCCUGAGCCAUGGAGACAGGGAGCAGCUGGUCCUAAGACAUCCCUGGGAUCGGGUGGCCCAGUGCCCAACUUCUUAUCUUUCCUUUCUCCAAGACAACAGUGGCUGCUGGGGGCUACCCGCGGCCCCCAGCCUCAAGUCAGGCUUCCAGCUGGGAUCUGCCCAGACAGGCGGGCAGGCGGGUGGGUGGUAGGGUGAUGGCUGCUGUCCUGUAAGCCACACGCCCUCCCCCAUGCUCUGUAGUCUGGGACCCAAUGCCAGAGACUGGAGGACAGGAUGUGUUUGUGCCAACUGGGGGGUCCAUCCGGAGGAAAAGACAAGAGGAGCAGCAGGGUGGGCCUAGAGGCGGGUGGGGAAGGGUCCAGGUCUAGGCCAGGAAUACAGGCCAUCCCUGUGCUGGGAGCUGUAGUUUCCCAUCCAGUAGGUAGAGAAUUGUACUGUAAGCACCUCCCUUCACCCUUCUGGGAGCCUGAAGCCUUGGAAAAUGACGUAGGAAGUCACUGCCUCUUGCCCUUUCUUGCUGGAGAAGCUUCCAAGUCACAGCUGGGCAGUGGCAGCUACAGAGGGGCCUGCUGUGGGAGAAGCAGCUUUGCCCCACCUCAGGGCCCUGGAAACAGGGAGGGAGCCAGCCAGAGGGAGGGGCUCCCAUGGGCCUCUUAGUUCAGCCAGUAUCCUUUGUUCCUGCUUGGAAUAAAACUUUGGUUUUGAAGAGUUGA